AAAUCUGUACUGUUUUGGCCUAAUUUCUUCCUUCAGAACUUUGUAAAAUUCUGGCCAACUUUGUCUAAAUUUGUUCAAACUAAUCGAUUUAACAAUUGCUCAAAUGUAGUUUCAAUAAUUUUGUCAAUUUUUACACAUUUUUUUACUGUACAUACAUGAAUAACUUAAUGUAAUUAUAGAAAUCGCACCUUUGGGCCUAAUAUAAUUUUUAAAACAGGAUGAUCGCAUUGAGAUGAGGGAUUGAAGUCAUGAAUAAGCUUAAAAACUCGUUCGAGGCUUCUUUGAUUUUUGUACGAAGGCGCCUUUUAUACUCUUCAAGUGAUUCUAACCUAUGGGUGGUUAUUUUAUCACCUCAGAGUAUGAAAACACUUCGUAUUCUCCACGAUACGCCUCUAGUCAUGAGCACAGAAGAGGGCUUGAGAGCAUUUAUAAGAGUACACAGCGCUGCUGAGUACGCCCUAGAAUUCUCUUCACUUUCACACCCUAAAUCCAUAAUUACUGAGGAGCUGGCUAAAUCUCUAAAUCUCAAGUUUGAUAUAAAGGCAACCGUUUUUUUUUCACAGGUCACCGAUGUUUGUAACGCCUCAAAGCUAUGUUUAAAGUUUAUGGAAUCUUAUGAUCCUCGUGAUAAUCUUUGGAAGUUUCACACUGGUUCUUACAAUAGUUCUGUGGAAACUAAAUCUGUGGAGAAUAAUCCUUUGGAUAAGAAUCCCGGUAGCUUGUCAAGUGAUACUGUGGUUGAAGAAUUUAAUAAAAAGUGUAAUAUUAAAUCAAGUGGAACGGAAAGUUCUGCUAGUAUCCCUAAUAGUAUGUUGAAUUGGUAUAAUGUAAAUGAUAAUGUAAAACUAUAUCCCUCUGUAGAAUGGUAUAAUUCAUUAGUUAAUAAAGAGUACAAUCACGUUAUAAAAUCGAGCCUUUUGGGUUCAGUUUUAUUUCAAAAUAAUAUUAUUUCACUCAAUUUAAAUGGAUUUUUGUCAAGGUUUCUUAUUUACUCCAUCACUAAAUCGCAUAAUCGCACUUUUAGUAAGUCCUCCACUCACUCAGUUGAUGGGAAUACACCCUUAAGCAUCAAUAAUGAUACUGAAAUACAAGUAAUAAUAAGUGAAAAAGUAAAAGAUGGGCUCAAAUAUGAAAGUGAGUCAAGUGAACCUAAUGAUAACAACAGUAGUAUAAUCAGUGGAAUGGAUGAAAUAAUAGAAUUGUUUAAUACACAUGUAAUAAUCCCACUAGUUUUGGAUUUAGAUGUUGGACAUCCCUCAGGUGUAUUAUUGUACGGCCCGCCAGGUUGUGGAAAGACGUUACUGGCUCGUAAAAUUGCCACAAAUUAUACAAAAUUGUUUAAUUUAUCCAAUUAUAAGGAUAAUUCAAGCCAAAGUUGUUCUGAGUUGAAGGUUAAACUGGUACAAUCAACAGAUUUGAUAAGUGAGUUUAUGGGUAAAACUGAGCGUAAUAUAACUGAGCUGUUUCAGUCCCUUAGGGAAGAAUCCAAGACUAGUAAAGUCAUAUGUUUUAUUGAUGAGAUUGAUGUGUUAUGCGUUAAUAGAGAAAGUAGUGGAUCUGACUUACAGGCGAGGCGAGUUCUGACCACUUUUCUGAAUAACAUGGAUGGGGUAAAUGCCGGAAGCAGCAACUUUGUUAUAGUAGGGAUGACUAACUAUUUGGAGAACAUUGAUAAUGCAAUGCGUAGACCGGGAAGAUUUGACCUCGAGAUUGAAGUGCCAGUACCCAACUCUAAAAACAGACUACAAAUUCUCAAAAACCUCCUUAACUCAGUUGACCACAGUAUAACCAACGAACAGCUGGAACAGGUUAAUGAUUUUUGUCAAGCUUUUGUAGGAGCAGACCUUAAAUUAUUAUUAACAAAUUCUAUGCACUGUAAAAUAAAUAGAUUAAAUAACUCCAAUGAAACUAGUUAUGGAAUGAAUAUUUCUGAUACUGUUGAUACUCCUGAGAUUGCCGACAAUACACUGAAUAAAUCACUAACAUAUGAGGAUAUGAUGAAUGGAUUGAAGAUUACACGUCCAUCAGCUAUGCGUGAAUUGUAUGUGGAAGUUCCGGAGGUGAGGUGGGAUGAUAUUGGUGGAUACGAAGAUCUUAAGACUGUUAUUAAGCAGUGUGUAGAAUAUCCAAGAAAGUUUUCAGCACUUUACCAAAAGUUACAAAUUCAAGUUCCCAAAGGCAUUUUAUUGUAUGGGCCACCAGGUUGUUCGAAGACGUUGAUGGCUAAAGCGAUUUGUACAGAGAGUCACAUGAACUUUAUCUCAGUUAAGGGACCAGAGAUGUUCGAUAAAUACGUAGGUGAGAGUGAAAGGAGGUUGAGAAGAUUGUUUAGUAAGGCUCGUUUGAAUAGUCCAUGCGUUAUAUUCUUUGACGAGAUCGAUUCCAUCUGUUGUGAAGAUUCCAGUUCUGUGGGCAAAAGGGUGUUGAGCACUUUGUUGAAUGAACUCGAUGGAGUGAGUGCUCUUAAACAGGUUUUGGUGGUUGGAGCCACCAACAGACCUCAAGACCUCAACAGAUCUUUGCUUAGACCCGGUCGUUUUGAUCGCCUCAUCUACGUUCCACUUCCUGAUUUUGAGGCCAGAAAAGCUAUAUUUAAACUAAAUCUUCGAAAAGUUAAACUUGAUUUUAAUUUGGAAGAAGCUGCUGUAAGUUUGGCUAAACUAACUGAAGGAUAUUCGGGAGCAGAAGUCGUCAACAUUUGCAAGCAAGCUUCGAUAUAUUUACUUAAUGACCUGAUUAACUCAAGCCCACAGAAAUGCUUGGAAGAAGUUAUUCCGUUGUCGUAUAGUUACUUAGAGAAGGCCUUGGAGAAUUCAAAACCAAUGACAUCACCCGAGUUGAUCUCAUUUUACGAAGAAUAUCAAAAUUAUACACACUUUUAAAUCCCUAAUUUUUUUCAUUUUUUGAAUAA
This is a messenger RNA of Theileria parva strain Muguga, 2911 nucleotides long. It is a transcript of the gene SPATA5, whose product is annotated as ATPase family associated with various cellular activities (AAA) family protein. Gene Ontology annotation, molecular function: ATP binding; ATP hydrolysis activity. Gene Ontology annotation, cellular component: cytoplasm. The coding region runs from base 249 to 2882 and encodes 877 amino acids. The transcript is spliced from 5 exons. Lineage: Eukaryota; Apicomplexa; Aconoidasida; Piroplasmida; Theileriidae. The record is from RefSeq and is a predicted model, not a curated record.